AUGCUCAAGAACUUGCAGUGUAUCUCUCUUGAUUUUGCCAAUCGGUCGGUGGAUUCGUUAAAUCUCUUACAGGGUUUCUCUCGUUCAGAAAUGUGUCUCCGCAACGAGUGGGCGCAAUCUGUCCAACGGGUGAUCGUUUCUUGGUACUUUGGUUUUGGUAGUCCUGCGGUAGCCGGUUUUCUUGAAUCUUACAGCCAGGAUAGCAAUGGAACCACUGUGGACACAUCGAUGCACCAUAAUAUUUUGUGUCAGAUCCCCGAUUUGGCUCGUGUCAUUUACACUUGUCCUCUUGCGGAUGUUCGUCAGUUUUGCCAGGCCAUUCUAGAGGACCUAAGAACUAAGAAGCAUUUCAUCUUUGAGAUACCCUUUCAACCAUCUCCAUCAUUCGCCUUCUCUGAGAAUGAUUUGCCCCAUCUCAGAUGCAUCUUUGAGGAGCCUUUUGAGGAUGACCCCUUAUUUACUACAUAUGCUCUCUUCUGUGCGUAUUGGUAUCGAUGGGGUCGACUGGAUAAUUUCGCCCAAAUUCUCGGUUGCCAUCCAGAAUUCCUUGAGCCCUUUAUGGCUGUUCAUCAAUGGCUCUUUACUGGUGACCUUGCUCUUCCAUACCCCGCUCGUUACUACCUUGCGAUUCUACCCCAGCUGCAUAUGUGGGUGUUUAGUUAUCAUCUGAAUGUCUUCGUAAUUAGUCUUGAGACGGGAAGCCCGCCGAUCCCAUCGCACGAUGGACCUAUUUCCGCCGUAGAGGUUGUGCCCGGGGGCGCUGCAGCGGAGAUGCGUUGUCCUCAGUUGGUCUGUCUCUUCGUUCGCUACUUUCUUCAAGCCGGUGGCGACCCAACUUGGACAUUGGGUCUUUCCAGUGGUCCCUCGAGAUGGCUUCAACUGAAAGAACUUAACCACAACCUCGCUCAUUCACCCUGGAAGGUCACAGCUGAUGAUAUCUACCAGUUGACAAGAGGUGAUGUCGGGGCUAAUCGAGGAGACAAGCUCUCCCUCUCCGAACUAAUGCACGCUGUGGGAAUAAUGACUCAUGUGCACGCGUUGGCUUGCUUCAUCUUUGGAGCUGGAGUGCGACCCGAGUUGGAACACAUUUGCCCCUCCCCCUACCAUCCAUGUGUCUACUCGACUGCAACCUCGGCCAAUACUAAUACCACGUCUACGACCUUCCCACUUGAUGAAUCCGGUGAUAAAUCCACUACUCUGGCAAAUGAACCAGAGUACAAAGAUCGUCAAGCAAAGGCCUCCGAGAUGCUCUUCAACUUGUUGAAGUCGGAGCCGGAAGAUGAAUCGGACAGUCGAAGUGAUGAAGUGCUCCCUGUUCCUGGUGAAAUCUUUCAGUCCUCUUAUGCUAAAUCUCUCGUUGAACUCAAAUUAUCGAAUGUAUUUGAGAAAGUAACUCUUCCAGACGGCUUUAAUUUGGAGGAUCUCCCUGUCUUAUCCAAAUUCAUCUCCCAUCCUGAUGUCACCUUCCAAGACUACAUGGGUCCACCGUUCCUGCUUGCUGAAUUCUCUUGGAUGGAGGAGGGAUCGCCUUUGGUCGACCAUCUGGCUAGUACUCUUGGGUCCCUCUUUGAUGAAGCUUUCAAAAACGCAUUCGAGCUCACCUAUAACACACUGAACGACUACUUUGAAGUGAACACGACCAGUUUGCGCCACAGUCUCUGGUUCUUUGUGCAGAGUGUGUUCGGUGCCUGCCACGAGGAUAUGCGCAUUGAAAGAGUCCUCAAGCUCCUAACCCCUGAACAGCGUUGCUAUCUCAAAUCCUGUGCCAGUCGUCCUUUUGAUCUGGUGGCAUACCCGUCCACUAUGGCUCGAGAGGUGUUCGCCGCACUGAGUCCAUUUGAAGUUGCAAUUGCCGGGCCUAAAGCUGGCAAUCCAGGUGAAUUGGCUUCCGUUGUUUUUAUUCUCUUCCUUUCCUCAGUCUUUUCUCAUGCUUUCCAAUUGAACUGCCUGCCUGCCGUUUCUACUACCACUACUAAUUCUUUCAAAGCGAAUCUGCGAGAGAGAGAGCUUAGAUUUUCAUUCUUCCGUGUCAGAAAGUCUUCGAGGCAGACAUUUAUGAUUGUGCUUUUGCAAAAUGAAGUAAUGGCAUUGAUGCAUAUGGUUGACUGA
Messenger RNA from Rodentolepis nana, 2109 nucleotides. NCBI's taxonomy places the organism in Eukaryota, Metazoa, Platyhelminthes, Cestoda, Cyclophyllidea, Hymenolepididae. The record is from the annotation of a GenBank genome assembly.